Molecule: messenger RNA, 3491 nt
Organism: Sitophilus oryzae (rice weevil)
Lineage: Eukaryota; Metazoa; Arthropoda; Insecta; Coleoptera; Curculionidae
Product: protein bowel-like
Exons: 8
Coding region: 317-2245 (642 amino acids)
Biological process (GO): embryonic pattern specification; regulation of transcription by RNA polymerase II; embryo development
Cellular component (GO): nucleus
Molecular function (GO): DNA-binding transcription factor activity, RNA polymerase II-specific; RNA polymerase II transcription regulatory region sequence-specific DNA binding
Source: RefSeq, a predicted model, not a curated record
CCUUGUGCUGGCAAGUGCGCGAUUUUACCCAUGCACACGCACCUGACAGAGAGCAAAUCGAGCCCAUUUCCGCAACAACUACCUGUGUUGAUUUUGCGGUCAACCACUGUGACGCUUCUAUUUAGGGUACCGCUACCCUUCCAGUACCACCACCUUUGUGCAGUACUUUACAAACUCGAAUAACACGGUCCGUUGGUGAUUUGAACGGUGGUUAAAACUUUAUUGUGACUAUUUUCCGGUUUCUAGGAACUCAAAAUGGAUUGUUACACUUCUGGACUUUCUUAAUGUGAAGACGGAGGAACCAGAUUAGAAAAUCAUGCCUGAAACAGUGACUACCACCGCUUCCGAGGAACGACCCUUAGCCUUAUCGAGGCGUGACUUCCCCUUGCCAUCGCCAGGAAGUUCCAAUAGGUCUUCUUCUGGUGGCAGAUAUGAGGGCCAAAUGGCUUAUCACCAGGUUUCGCUGUCGACAAGCAUGAGUCAUCAUAGAGAAAGCUCAGCAUUUGUACCUGUGGUACCUUCAAGAAAUAUGCCUCAUCCCAUGUUGUAUCCUGGUGAGAUCCAUCCCUUGUUAGGGCUGGAGAACAGGGAACGAAGUGGCGAAGGAAAUAAAAAUAGUGAAGGUUCAACGCCUUUGAGGAAAUCCACUUCGUCCUUUGAACUGAUGGCUAUGAUGGCCGAUAAAAGGAAGGAGCUGCAGCUUCGAGAGGAAGCCGCUUGUGUAGCCGCAGCUGCUCACGCGGCUGCGCUGAUGUUACCUCAUCGACCCGGACCACCGGGUGCUCUGUUGGAACCUUCCGGCAACCAGCAACCUCACGGUUAUCCUGGGUUUCUUCCUAGCAGCCCUGCCAAUGCUGGUAGCUUUACCUUUCCUGGAGGUGGUGCUCUAUUUCCACCAGGACCACCUCAAAUGCAUGCUCAUUUAGAUCGAAGACUUCUAAGGGCUCCAGGAAGGGCUUCCAGACCUAAGAAACAGUUCAUCUGUAAAUUCUGUAACAGACAGUUCACCAAAAGCUACAACCUGUUGAUCCACGAAAGAACUCACACGGAUGAGAGGCCUUACAGCUGUGACAUUUGUGGUAAGGCCUUCAGACGUCAAGAUCACCUAAGGGAUCACAGAUACAUCCAUUCAAAAGAAAAACCGUUCAAAUGCAACGAAUGCGGAAAAGGUUUCUGUCAGUCCAGAACGCUGGCAGUCCACAAGAUCCUCCACAUGGAAGAGUCGCCUCACAAGUGCCAGGUCUGCUCCAGGUCCUUCAACCAGCGUUCCAACUUGAAAACCCACCUCCUGACUCACACAGAUCACAAACCGUACGAGUGCAACAGCUGUGGCAAAGUAUUUAGAAGAAAUUGUGAUUUGAGACGACAUGCACUGACUCACGCUGUUGGAGAUGUGCCACCUGAUGGUGAUUUGGAUGGAGAAAGAGACAGGAUGUCACCUAGACCAAGAUCACCAUCACAAGACUCAAGAGAUGACCUAAGAAUAUGUUCACCAACUCCGGAUCGUACUCACUGUCACGAGCCUUCAACUUCGUCAUCUCCAUACACGAUGAGACCUCAAAUGGAUAAGCUGGAUUACCGGCAUGACAUGGAUGACGAUGAGGAUGACGAGGAUGAUCCGGAGAUAGAUCCAGGCCAGGAAGAUUGUCCUGAAGUCAUUAAUGAGUUAGAUCAUGACGUUUCGAUACGUCCUGCACCAUCCCCACUACCGCAGCUCCAAAUCAGAAGGGAUCUCCUCGCUAAACCCAGCACCAUAACCAGCAAAUCCAUGGAACCUUGCUUUCUAGGUCCAUUCCGUAAACGAGCAUUCGACCAGGACCGUCCCAGCUGUUCCACAGGCUUCCUGGGCUCGCCCAGGCCAAGAACACCAUCUUCCUACACCCAUUCACGUCCUCUCAGCCCACCAAUGUCGCUGAGAAUGGGUGGGAUGACCAACAUUAGCAGCAUUCAUCCUCAGUAUGCUCAAAACUUGUCUCUGCCGGUCCAGAAUGUCACUCUACCACCGACACCGAGCUCAAUAAUCAAACCUAAUGAUGGUCCAGGGACUUACUCAGCUCCAAUGCACAGUCCAGGACUUCUAGGACACCCCGGAGGUUCCAAAGGACCGAAUUGUUCUGGGCAGGUGUCUCCAAACAGUAUGCCUAGUGAUUUGAGUAUGAAAAAGGUGGAAGUCCAAGUUCCGGCUCAGCAGAGACCGCCUCCUAAGAAGACUGGUUUUACCAUAGCUGACAUAAUGGGUCGGUAAAAGUAAUUGAGUCAUGUGUAAGUGUAGAUAUUGUGGUGUUAUGUGAAGAUGUUUGCAAAGAAGUAAUUUUAAGUAAAAGAAUUUAGUGAUUGAUACUUUUGCUUGUGACAUAAUUUGAGUUUAUAAGGCAAAGUUAGUUAAGCUAUCUUGAUUGAAACUGAUUAGUUUUUAAUAUAAUUCUCUCAUAAUUUUUCGUAUAUGAAACCUUGAAAAAGUCAAAACUCGAAGACAUGUAAUAUAAAAGUCAUAUUCUUUUUACAAAUAUUCUUAAGUUUGUAUGAGCCCCGGCAAACUUAGCUCAGGUGUUUAGUACAGGCUACAUGCGCAGGGAAUUUUGCUCAGUUUAACUACAUAUGCACCGAUAUGCCUUUACAAAUCAGAUUUGUCUGUGCGAAAAAACUGAGCGUCUGUGGGGGCCUUUGAACGUAUUUUACUGUAAUGCUCAAAUGUAUUUAUUAAAAUCUCUUACCCUUCACAAAUUUGUACAUUUUUUUCGAUAUUUUCAUUAAUUCGAUUUAUAUUUUUGUACAUUAUACCACCUAAGGUGGGACAUUAUAUCGCUGUAACGGUCUUUAAAUAAUAUACAUUUAAAUUUAUUAUGUUCCUUGUAUGUUUUUACUUGUAUUUUUUACGUUUUUUUUUAAUUAAAAUUUAAGAUAACUCUGUAUAUUUUGUAAAACAUUUUGUAAAUUUUUAAAAGGGACCUUAACUCGCAAUUCAUAUUUGUAAAAAAUACUUUUUUAUAUUUUGUAUCAUAAUAUUAUAUUUUACUAUGAUAAAUUCUUGGUGAAGAACGUUUUAGUGUUGUAUAGAAUACAAAUAGGUUAGAGUUAGGAAUAAUUGCUUUAAUUUAUGAAUUAUUAGCAGUAUUGUUACAAUAAAUUAUUAUUAAGUACAAUUAUAAUGUUUUAUAAGUGAUUUAUUAGUGUUGCAAAGUAUUUCAAGGACUAUAAGUUUAUUAUUAAACAUUCCAACGUAUUUUUUUAUAUUGUACAAAUUUCAUACGUUUCUCUCAAACAAGAUUUUAGUAUUUUAGAUGAUAGUUUAAAUUUAUAUUAUUAAAAUUAGAAAAUUUAAUUUGUAUAUACAUAUAAAUUUUUGUACGGAUCUCUCAAACUUAUAAUAGGGUUUUAUUUUAAGUAAUUUUACGAAAAAUCCUGUGUACAAAUUUUAUGUACAACAAAAUUGAUGUUAAUUUUUAUUUUGUGUACUUUUAAGAUUUUAUCGAUUGUAAAGUUUAUUUUUA